Messenger RNA from Suillus subalutaceus, 901 nucleotides. RefSeq lists its product as uncharacterized. NCBI's taxonomy places the organism in Eukaryota, Fungi, Basidiomycota, Agaricomycetes, Boletales, Suillaceae. Gene Ontology annotation, biological process: mycotoxin biosynthetic process. The transcript is spliced from 5 exons. The record is from RefSeq and is a predicted model, not a curated record. The annotation marks the transcript as partial.
AUUCAAUCACCCGUGAAGUAGGUGUGACUCCGCCGUCGUGACCCUGUAGUAGUGGCCCUGGACAUACUUAAUACCAUUUAUCACCAGCAUUUAUUUCGUCCAAUUAUGCGAGCAUCGGAUGCACAGGUAGAUGGAAGAUUUUGUUCAGGACUCGAGGCAACAGAUCGGUGUUGUCGGAGGUCCGGCAGUUUGUUCAACCAAGUACAACUCACACAGAUGGGUUCUCCUGACGCGCACCAUCAGGCAAAGCGACCCGACACAUUAUUUUUCGUGCCUGCCAGCAACAGCUCAAGCUAUAGUUCUCAAUACUAGUGGUUCCUGCACGUCUAGAGGCAGAUUCAAUGCUUCACAGCGUCAAACUUCGACUCAGAUAUAAUGCGCCUAGUGCUUUCGUCAUUGGCAUCAUUUUGAACACCUUCACCAUCCUGCGCUUGCAACACAAGGAUGUUGAUGAUAGACAGUACACUUACAUUGAUCCGAUCGAAUUACCCCUCGACUUGGAGACCGUCGCUUUGACGUUUGAAGACUCAAAGUAUUACAGUACAUCAGGGCUCACGGCCUGGUCGGAGUGGAAUUUGCUCGAUCAUUUUCCCGAAGGCCACGGAUUCAUGCGUCUGGGACCAAAUGGUAAGGUGUUUCACCAGAUUCAUUGUCUACAAAUGUUCCGGCUAGCCCUUAUUGACGGGCCCAAUGACCAUAGUGGCCACUGUCUUAACUUCUUGCGACAGGCCAUUCCUUGUAAUUCUGAUACUACCCUUGAGCCGGUCUGCAUCAAUGGAUCGAUGGGGCUUAAACGGCUUGGGUAUUGGUCGCAGGUUUAUGCAUACAUUGAGGAGAACCAGAGGGGCCCUGUGUGGGCAGACUCCGGCAUGAUAAGAUACGAUUAUCAGCUACUUCCAGC